This is a messenger RNA of Annulohypoxylon maeteangense, 2006 nucleotides long. RefSeq lists its product as uncharacterized. The record is from RefSeq and is a predicted model, not a curated record. The coding region runs from base 718 to 1692 and encodes 324 amino acids. The transcript has 2 exons. NCBI's taxonomy places the organism in Eukaryota, Fungi, Ascomycota, Sordariomycetes, Xylariales, Hypoxylaceae.
GGCAAAAAGCCCAGCGCGGCAAAGGGUAGGUAAGAUUAUGGGCUACAUUACCUACCUCAUACCACCUGAGAUCAUAGCUGCUAGCCGGGAUGCGAAUCCUUCCAGGUUUUCCAAAAUCCGGGACCCCAUCUAGGUCUUUUUGGGGGCCGUUUUAUUUGUCUUUGGGCUGAGUCCUGGCUUAAACCUGGGACGAACCUGAUAAACCUAAGUCGGUGUCUGUCUGUCGUGCUUCCUCUCCGCCUUUAGAUACUGUACAUACUUCGUACACACCUAGGUAUCUAGUAUCUACUAUCAAGGCAGGACAAGACCGAAGAUAAUUAUUUCACCCGGAUCGUCGUCCAGAAUCUUACUUCUUCUCCGCGAGCACGGCCGCUGCGAAUCGGAGGCACGUACGGUUGAUCACCGAAUAGGGUAUAUCUCCUUCGAAGCUUGACGGGGAUAAGGGGGGAAAGGAUCGGAGAUCGAAACACAUCAAAACGAUAGACACGACGACUUCCUCAUCUGUGGGAAUAUUACGCGGAUAAUCGAGGCUGUUGGAUCCGGUCGAAUUAGUCGAUAUUCAGAUUGACAUCGAGGGCAUUUACGUCGUAAGAGUAAUAGGAAUUAUCUAGGCAACGAGGAAGAAAAGGCAGAAGAGGAGGGAUCAAGAGAAGAAGAAAAUCUAUAUACCGCGUCUGACGAGAACAACACCGCCUCGGCCACUCAUCCAAUCCCAUCAUGUCUCUCGGCGCGCUCACGACGACCUUCACGCCGCCCGCCGAUUGCACCGCCUCGUCGGCGCUGUACUGGGUAAACACCGCUUCGACGUUCUACUGGCUACACGGGCAACCGGGCCAGUCCUCGUGUUUCCCAGACAGCUACUCGCCCUACCAGAACCAGUACUACAGCCCCGGAGUAUGUCCCGUAGGGUACACACGCGCGUGCGAGUCGAUAUCGACCGGUGGUGAUAACAGCUUCACCACGCGGGCGACAUGCUGUCCGCAAGGGAACUACGUAUGCGCAUCGACGUCAAGCAGUUACAGCUACCCGUGGGGCCCCACGCUCGGCUGCAUGAGCGUAUACAGAGUCAACACACAGACGAGUUUCACAACGAUCGACGGCACGAUAGCCGGAGGCGAGACAGCGGGGACAGUAACGAGUCUACGAGCCCCGGGCACGAUAAUGGCGUACGGCGUAGUUGUACAGAAUAGCGCGUCCACGGAUACAGCGACGACAACGACGGGGUCCCAGACUUCGGGUAGCAGCUCCAUUGCAUCGGAAACCGCAUCCUCGACAGCGGCGGCGGGAGCCGGCGAAAGUCAUGGGCUCAGCAGUGGUGCGGCGGCCGGGAUAGGAAUCGGGACGGCGUUGGGCGUGAUGGCGAUAGGUGGCUUGAUACUAUGGAUGUUCUGGUCGCGGCGGAAGAAGAGGACACAGAUCCCGCAGCAGGAAUUAGAGGCGGAAGCUCCGCCACGAGGGGCCGCGACUACACCCGGGUCCUGGAGCGACACGACAUGGUCGUCGACGCCGUACCAACAUCCCCCUCCGCAGCAGCAACAUUAUCCGCAACAAUACCCGCACCAGCAGUCCGUGGUACAGGUUAACUGGCCGCCGACGGAACUGGCACAGCAUGGGGAGCCGAUGGAGAUGAGUGGCGAGACUCAGUUGCCUGCGGAGAAGGACGGGAAGAGUUUAAAUUGGCGGCAGCGGUAAUGCAUCGGAGAAGGGGGAGGGGUUGGUGGAAAUGCGAAUAUGGAUUACUUGAUAAUAAUUAAAUUUGGAAUACCCAGACACGUGAUCAGACGAACCAGCAACAUUGAAGUGACGGAGUAGUGGGUUGGUAGAAGAUUGGAAUGUGCUGAAGAAACGCUUUUUUUUCGACGUCAAGCAAACAUGUGAAGAUGGCGAGCCUUGGUUUUUUGUAGAUAUAUUGGUAGUGUACCUAGUAGGGUUUUCGAAUCGUUGAAUGCUAUGAUGGUCUAGCGCGAAAGGCAUAUAAGACUCGAGAAGGAAAUAGAAAAUCGAAG